AAUACAAAAGGGAACCAUCCCUUCAUUCGUUUCGGCUCUCCGCUCACGUUGUCGUUCCCUAAACCCUAUAAACCCUUCCUUUCUCACCAAUUUUUACCCGUUUCUUCGUUCCAUUUCCAACCAAUUAAGCUACCACCAUUAUAGAUUGUAUAUUGGAAUAGGUUUAUCACUUUGGGGAGGUUUAGUUCCGGUGAAGAUGGUGAAAUUUCAUUUUGAUGACAUCAUUGAGGUUCAGGAUGUGAAUGUUGAGGGCAAAAAGUAUGACAAAGUUUCUCGUGUCGAUGCAAAGAGUGAGGAUGGUGAGAUCUAUAUGCAGCUAGAUGUGAACUCCGAGUUAUACCCUAUGCAUCCAAAAGAAAAGUACAGGAUGGUGUUAUCUGAGACUUUGAACUUAGAUGGGACAGCUGUUACAAGCCAUUCUGAGGCCAAGCAGAAGUCUCUUGCAGACAAAUUUGAGUAUGUCAUGCACGGCCUGCUGUAUAAGAUCUCGGAGGAGAAAGCAAAAGCUGGUGUAAAAGUGGUCGUGUAUAUAUCAUUUGGAGGGCUUCAGCUGAUGGUAAGGGGUGCUCCCAUAAAGAUGCAUGGAUACAAGGUUGAUCAAAGGUUGUUUUUACUCUUGAGGAAGAUUUAAAGCCUUAUUUCACUCUGUAAUGACAGUCUAUUAGGCGAUGAAUUUUGUGCAUCAAUGGUCGGUGUAAUGUAACUUUGAAAUUUAUCUUCUUGGAAGAAAACCUGCAUGAAGCGUGGAAACUCUCUUUUCUGGACUUCAUUAUGGAUGUAAUUAGUUCUGUGAAUGUGUCUGUUUACUUCUGAAUCAGAUGAUGUUGUUAUUGCACUUCAUUUGGAUGCUUGUACAUUUAAAGUAUUAUGAUCAAACUUGCUUCACUCUCCGUC
Molecule: messenger RNA, 894 nt
Organism: Coffea eugenioides
Lineage: Eukaryota; Viridiplantae; Streptophyta; Magnoliopsida; Gentianales; Rubiaceae
Product: DNA-directed RNA polymerases II, IV and V subunit 8B-like
Exons: 5
Coding region: 197-631 (144 amino acids)
Biological process (GO): DNA-templated transcription
Cellular component (GO): RNA polymerase II, core complex; RNA polymerase I complex; RNA polymerase III complex
Molecular function (GO): DNA-directed RNA polymerase activity
Source: RefSeq, a predicted model, not a curated record